Messenger RNA from Tigriopus californicus, 2795 nucleotides. Its product is annotated as transcription factor p65-like. Gene Ontology annotation, cellular component: cytoplasm. The transcript is spliced from 14 exons. Gene Ontology annotation, molecular function: DNA-binding transcription factor activity; DNA binding. Gene Ontology annotation, biological process: cellular response to stress; non-canonical NF-kappaB signal transduction; response to cytokine. NCBI's taxonomy places the organism in Eukaryota, Metazoa, Arthropoda, Copepoda, Harpacticoida, Harpacticidae. The coding region runs from base 451 to 2664 and encodes 737 amino acids. The record is from RefSeq and is a predicted model, not a curated record.
UGUUCAUAAAUCCCUGACGCUUUUCCUGUUCGAGCCUGAAUGGUAGGUGGUUCGUGGUAUUUCCUUCGUUCUGCCACUUCAUUUAUGACAUAAUAAGUUGAUAGAGAGAAAGACAGAGAGCAACCUGUAGCCCAAAUAGUGAUUUUUCUCUCUCUAGAGAGAGCUUCUGGCUUCCAUUUGAGAUAACGUUAAGAGCACAACAACGCGAUAAGGCCUUAUCGUUCAGUUUUCCCAGAGCAUUUAAAGACCACACACACUUUAAAAGCUAACCCUACUUCUGAACUCUGGAAGUGACUCAUGACUGGCUAAAAAUUCAUGCGAACUUGCCAUUUGGGCCUGAAGCCUCCUAGGGAAUCAGUUUUACAAGCCUGUCUGGCAGUGAACAAUAAAUGUCAACCAACACAAGAAGAACAAACUUAACAAUGGAUUCGUUUAAGUCCGAGCAAGAAAAUGGCUUCAAGUCAUAUUUUCACGGGAGAUGCUAGCAAUUUGAAUGAUGACAAUACUAGGUCGACUGGAUCUGUUCUAGGCGACCUCAUCAAAGAGUACGGCCUUGAUCAACCGCAGCCCGCACAAGGGGUGGAAGAACCCGUCCAAUACCACAUAUUGCAAUCCCCUCUCGUCAAUCAUCCACCCACAACCACAAUUAACACGAGUGAUCUCGGCUUGGAUCCUAUUUUGAUCGAAAACCCAACCAAAGUUGCUUGCCCGGAGGAGAAAAUCGUUUUUAACUUGGUUCCCUCGUCAUCUCAAGGUGUCAAACAAGAAGUAGAAGAAGAAAACGAAGGAGCCGCUAUAAUGGCUAAUAUCACGGGUUUUGGAGGCAUCGCGCCAACCAAUCCCGGCAAUAUGGCCGCUCCAAUGUAUCCCUCUAAUGCCAGUUUGGCCCAAACUGCGUACGUGAAAGUGCUCGAAGAACCUGCCGACAACAAAUUGAGAUUCAGGUAUGAAUGUGAGGGUCGAUCGGCGGGUGCUCUUCAUGGCGGCAAAUCCAGUGGUGACAAUAAGACUUAUCCGACCAUCCAGAUUGUCGGCUACCAAGGACCAGCGGUGUGUGUGGUGUCCUUGGUGGAGCACGAGAAGCCCUAUCGAGCCCAUCCCCAUAACCUCGUGGGUAAAGAUGGAUUGUGUAAACAAGGCGUGUGCAGUGUGGAAAUCACCAAGCCGGACAUGACUUACUCAUUCCAAAAUUUGGGCAUCCAAUGCGUGAAGCGGAAAGAUGCGCAACAAUCCUUGGAGCGUCGCCAAAAGAUUCGCGUGGAUCCAUUCAAGCAAGGUUUCGACCAUAAAAAUAGGUCGAUUGACCUCAAUAUGGUUCGUCUUUGCUAUCAGGUGUUCCUAAAAAUGCCAGACCGAAGUCUAGUUCCACUCAAACCGGUUGUCUCAGCCAUCAUCAAGGACAGGAAGGCUUACUGCGAUCUGCAAAUUGUCGAUUACAGCGAUGACUCCUGCACCGUUGAUGGCGGCAAAAAGAUCCUCCUUUUCACUGAACAGAUCAAGAAAGACGACAUUGAAGUACACUUCACUCAGUACACAAAAGGUGGAGAGCAGAUAAUUGCCAAAGGAUCUUUCACGGCGAAUGAUGUCCACCGCCAAUAUGGAAUCAGUCUGAAGACCCCCGAAUACGUCGACAAAGACAUCACAGAGCCCGUAUUAGGGGCCAUGUAUCUCUAUAAACCCAAGACCCAAGAGUCGAGUGAGCCUGUGAAUUUCUACUACUAUCCAAGGCACUUUGACCAAAAACCAAAUCUGGACACCAUGAUCCAGAGUCCUCAAGACAUCAAGUCCAUGAAACGGGGACGAGAACCCAGAUUGAACCAAGAUGAUCCUUCUUCAGGUCAAGUAAAUGUUCCGUCUAAGAUCCCUACCGCUCAGCGCCAUCUAGGAGGUGGCCAAGUGACUGUAAUUGACCAACCCGAAAAAAUGACACCAGGGGGAAUGACCAAGCUCAACGAGUUCCUGCAGAGUGCCCAGAUUCAAAGUCCAGGGUCCAAGCCGAUUUAUGUGAACCCUCGGAUGAAUGUGCCCUCGCCUAGUUCCCAAGGGGUCUAUUCAUCAGCUGCCCGAUCUCCGUACGAACAAGUUGCUUUGGAAAAUGGAAACGUGGUCAUGAAAGCGACGCAUAUGGGCGACCCACAAGUUUCUCCCACGGGAAAUGUUCAUGACACAUUGUUCCAAAACCAAAAUAACUUAGGGUUCGUGGAACCAAAUGCUGUUCAAACGGCAGGCGUGACGUAUCAUCAACAGCCCGCUACAGCUUUACUCCAACGACAUCAAGGCCAAGGCCAAUCCGCCUCCUCCAACGUGGUCACAACCCAAAGCAACAACCUCAGCUCCAACAUUAGCGGGUUGUCCUCCUUGAGCCAAUAUCUGCAGCAUAGUGGUUUGGAUCCCCAAACUGACUUGAAUUGCGCACAAGUUUUGCCCAACUUGAACUUUGACUCUGGUGACUUGGCUGGGCCAGAUGAUAUGGAUAAUCUCAGCAGCAAUCUGGAUUCCAAUCUGAAAUUGGGACAAGAGCCCAAAGUUGAGGUCAACAAUCUGGACGACGGCUGCACCAAUUAUCAACGACAGGGUUCCCAAUUACUGCACACCCCAGAAGUGUCGUCCAUGUCAGUGGAUUUGGGCUCAUCCAACAAACGAAACAACUUGAACCGUCCCUAGAGAAGUCGAUAUCCAUGGCAAACAAGCAUACAUUUGAUAUUUGAUAUUUAUAUUGUACAUACUUGGUAUUAAGAGCAUAAUCAAUCAUCUAUCGUCAAUAAAAAGAGCAUAGUAUUGUUUUCACAUCGAAA